UUCUUCGACGCGUUUCUGGGGAAACAUCGUGGCACAUUUUGCCAUCUUGCCUAAUCCUGACUUCUCUCCAGGACAGCACUAUCCCCAGAUUUCGGACUUGUCUCCUCUCGAGUGCGUUUCCUUCUCUCCCAAUACGAUAACAUGUCCGAAAUUCAGCAGACUAGCGUUUCUGCCAUGGGAUUUUCUUCAAGUCUCUCUCGCGUCCUUGACGUCUCAUAAGAACACCGUACUGCUCUCCGUCCUUAACUCUGGUGACUGAAAUUUCUUUCCACGUAAGCAGGCGUGGGAGCCUCCUGUUCGACGAGAUUUCUUAGAGUGUAUCCACCGCUUAGUCAGUCCAGACUCCGGCACACCCUGUUAGGGUUUCAUGGCGGUUGAAGUGCGCUCGCUGAUCGCGUCAAGCCGGCCCCUAGAGCCGUCGUUUCCAGAGUUGGUGCGAGAGAGGCAUACCGUGACUUACUGCGCCUGAAUGGGCCUCGACCCCCGGGCAGAAAAUUUCAAGCCGCCUCCUCAGCAGCAGCAGCAGCAGCAAGAGGAGGAGCAGGAGAAUCAAAGAGUGCUGCAGCGGCAGCGGGUAGUGAGCAGAGUGCUGUCAGAUUGUAGUCCGGGCGGACAAGGCGCGGAUGCGCAUGCGCUAUGUCCCCGGGGCAUGGCGCGCGGGGUAGCAGCGAUUUCCGCGGAGCAAGCGGAGCCUUCAACGCCGCCCCCUGCGGGGAUUGUGGCGCAAGAUUGCGCUGGGACGGCGCAGAAGCGCCAUCGCAAGAUGACUCCGAAAGGGCUGGAGCUGGAGCGCGCGCUGAUGGUGCGGAAGAGGGCGCGGGCUGCCGCUAAAAGGCGCGCGGAACAACCGAGCGGGAAAAGCGAGGCGUGGCAGGAAGCAGCGGGUGAGCGGGGAGACGGAGCGGAGUGGGGAUGUGGGGGGAGCGGUGUAGAAGGAAGGCGAGCAGGGGUGAGGGUGUGGAGUGCGGAGCGAGCAGGAGGACCUGUGGCGUGUGCGGGAGAGGAGGUGAGGGGGAUGAAUGGGCGUCUGGUGGUGAAGGACUGUAUGGGAAGCCGAGAUAGCGGACGAGAUAGGGACCAAGAUUGGGACUUGGGCGGAGAGAACACGGGAGUGAAGGUCGGAAGCAAGAUUCGGGGGAGUGCUGACGGCAGUUUGCGGCAAGGAGAGGCGGAUGGGGAGGUUGGUGCGCGGGGUGGCGGUAAGGGGGGAAGGCGGGACGGCGUGGGUGGCGGGAGACGGUACCGAGAAGCGGAGGAGGAGGAGGGAGAGAAGGAAGAGGGGGGAGAGAAGGAAGAGGGGGGAGAGAAGGAAGAGGAGGAAGAUAAGGAAGAGGAGGAAGAUAAGGAAGAGGAGGAAGAGAAGGAGGAGGAGGAAGUGGAGGAGGAAGUAGAAGUGGAGGUGAGUUCAGAGGACCAGUUGGCAGGGGGAGACGAUGCGUGUGUGUCUGAUGACCUGGGCGGCGGUAUCUGCGACAUACAAGCGAGGACAGUCGAGGUUCUGACGAUGCCGCGCCAAGGGGGAGUUGAGGGGAGAGGCGGAGCAGGGACGGGGGAGGAGGAGAGGAGAGCGAGGAGAGAGGAGGAUAGUGUGCGCGCGGGCGGACGGUCAGGGGUGGGGGCGGCGGAGGGGAGGAGUAGGCCGGUUAUGCAACCGGGUAGAGGGUUGCAGAGGGGCAAAAGCGCGCCGAGGGAGCUAGGGAAUGGAAGGAACGGAUGUGUGGCGUUCGGGUGUGAGCCUGAGAAGGAUGCGGGUAUGGGAGGCGAGGAGUAUGGGCGUGCAGUCGAUGUUCCGGUAGGACUUUGCCUCAACGGCCCCUUUCACCUCUCAGGCUACUCCUCUAGUGCUGGUGCUGGUGCUGGUGCUGGUGCUGGUGCUGGUGAUGGUUGUGAUGGUGAUGGUGGUGGCUUGGCUAAGCUUGGUCGGGUUUCUGUAGGUUCAGCAGGUUUCGAAGCGGUGAAGGAGGUUGUGGUGGUAGUGGCGGGUGAGGAGUGUGGCGGGUGUGAAGCUCGGGAAGCGAUGCUGCGAGGCGGAGCCACUCAUGCCGCCGCUGCUGCUGCUGUCCAGACAACAGCAGCAGGAAACCUCGAACAGACAGCAGCAGCAGCAGCAGCAGCAGCAGCAGCAGGAGCAGUAGCUUCGGCGGCAGGAGACCUCGAACGGGAAAUGGAAUUAGCUGGAGGGUUGAGUAAAAGGAUGCGAGAGGGCAACGGAGAACUGUGGGGGGCAGGCAGGCGGGCAGGGGGAGCAGGGGGGACAGGGGGAACAGGGGGCGCAGGGGGAGCAGGGGGAGCAGGGGGAGCAGGGGGAGCAGGGGGUGCAUGGCCGUGUGAGGCGAGGAGGGGCAGGCUGCCAAGGGGCCACGGCGGGUGGACCGCUGCUGCUGUGCGGUCCAUGGGCGUUGGGGGGCAUGGGGGGCAUGGGGCACGUGGGACACAUGGGAGUGAGGAGAAUGAUAAGAGAGACGGGAGAGAUGGGGGAGAAAGGGCGGGUUAUAUGGGGCGGGUGGAUGGUGAAGUCAGAUUGAAGGAAGGAAGUGGGAGUGAGGAGAAUGGCAGAAGCAGAGGCAGAAGCGUCAGUAGUAGCAGAAGUAGCAGUAGCAGUAGCAGCAGGAUAAAGAGCAGCAGGAGAGUAAGGGGCGGUUCUGAUGCUGGUGGUGCUGGCGGUGCUGGUGGGGGGGGUGGUGGGGGGGGGGAAGGACGGGGGCACAGGGAGCUUGCGCAUCGUUCCAACUGCAGGCUCCUGCACAAAGCUAGCCGCAGCACCAAUUGCAGGACCGCCGCUGCCAAAGAUGACUCUCUUAUGCACGAUGAUAGUGGUGGCGGUGGUGGUGGUGGUGGUGACGAUGAUGAUGAUGACGAUGGGGAUUCUUUCCACUUCAGCUCUAGAAAUCGCAGCGACAGCAGCGAUACCAACGAUAGCAGCGAUAGCAGCGAUAGUGAGGCGUUUGCAUCGAGUGAUAAUACUCGUGUGGAGCUCAACAGCAGUGCCAGAACCAGCAGUGGUGGCAGCAGCAGCAACCAAAGCAUACGCAGUGAUGGUGGCGUUGUGGGCUGUAUGGCAGAGGAAGCUAGACUCAGGGUCAGUGCAGGCAGGCAAACUAGUGGCAGCAGUAGCAACAGCAGCUGCGGCGUCAGCAGCAGCAGCAGCAGCAGCUUCAGGCGCCGAGGUGUCAGCGACAGCGACAGCAGGAGCAGUGGCAGCAGCAGCAGCGGCAGCGGAAGCCGCAGCAGCAGCGUUGCAAACAGCGACUUGCCAUUGGCCAGUCGGAAAGCCGCGGCUGCUGAGGCCAGGCAGCGGGAGACGAGAGAGAGGGAGAGCGGGUCAUGGCAGCAUAAGGGGCAUCACCACUCCCUCCGCUGGCUACCACACCACCACACAUACUCCGUAGGGCUAUCGCCCCCUGGACGAGGAAGAGGGGCGAGAGAGGACCAAAGCCCAAGAGAAGGCGAAAGGAGCACGUCCCGUGACUCCGGGGGAGCAGGGUCUGGUAGCGAGUCAGAAGGGUCAGAAGGACGCCUGGGGGGGCGCGGCAGGGAGGCUGGGAGGAGGAGAGGGAGAGGGGGGAGACGAGGGCGCGGGAGACGCAGAGGGAGGGGAAGAGGGAGGGGCUUGUGGAAUGUUGCUGUUGAGAGGGGGUCGAGGUGGGAGAGUGGAGGGGCAAGGGAGGUGUCCAGAGGAAAGGGAAGGCGCUUGGAAGGGUUGGGAGCGGUGCAGCGAGUGAGACGAUCUAGGAGGCUGGAGCUAAAGCAGACAGAGGAGGAAGAGGAGUGGGAGGAGGACGAGGAUGAGGAGGAAGAGGAGGAGGAGCAGGAGGAGGGAGAUGAGGAAGAGGAUGAGGAGGAAGAGGAGGAGGUGGAGGAAGUGGAGGAGGGAGAGGGUAAGCUGCAAAGGGGAGGGUGGAUGGAAAAGGAGAGUGAGGCGAGGGAAGUGAGGAGGUAUCAGGAGGAGGUGGGGGAGAAAGGAAGUUGGAUGGAAGAAAGAGAGGACGAGCAGCAAGCGAAGGUGCAUGAGCAGGUUGAUGAAGUGCGGGGCGAAGCAGGGGAAGAGGAGGAGGAGGAGGUGGAAGAGGAGGAGGAGGAGGUGGAUGGGAGGAUGAUGGGAGGUGACAGGCAGGCUGAGAUGAAGGGCGUUGUAGGAAUGUGCAGGAGAGAGGGUGGCAGCAGAAAAAAGGAUCUGCAUGUGUCUGCCAUGCAACAGCAGCAGCAGCAGCAGCAAGUGCCAGUGCAAGUGCACGUCCACAUGCAGGACACUGCUAUUCCCGACAACACAGCCACAGAUGCCAUCAUCAGCCUUCUGAGCCCCACGUCAACAGACACACCCAUCUUCUUCUCUCCCUCUCGCUCUCCCGCUCCGUCUCCCGCUCCCAACCCCGUCCCAUCACCAGCGCUCCCUCCUCCCUCCUCACCUGCACUCCCCCCCUGCACGUGCAACGGCGACCCCACGUGCACGCACCCUUCCUGUGUCGAAUCCCGCAUCUUCCCCCCCUCAGCCCCCUCGUGGCAGCGCAAGCGCAAGCGGUGGCAGGUGGAGCAAGAACCACAUCAUCUAAACAGUCAUGGAAACGACCAUGGAAACGACCAUGGAAACAAUCACGGUCAUCGAAACAAUCGUCAAAACGAGCAUCUAGACGAUCGUCUAAACGAUUACGGAGCAGGGUGCACUGGUGACGAUGACGAUGACGAUGAUGAUGAUGAUGGGGGGCGGGUUGGGCACCCGUGGAGCCACCCCACGUGCCCCACAGGCGGCCCUGUGCCCUUUGUGCCCUUUGAGCUGGGUCCCUGGAGAGGCAUGCGAGCUGGGAGGUGGGGGAUUUUUGGCGCUAGGCGCCUGCUGGUUCGGCUGGCUGUGGUGGCGUUUGCCCCGGUGUGGAAAGCGCUAGGGGAGAGCGGGGCGGGUGGGGCGGGUAGGGUGGAGUGGGUGGAUAGGUGUCAGCAUGGGUGGUUGAGAGAGAGGCGGAGACUGCUGGGGGAAUGGAGGGUGGAGGAAGAGGAAGAGGAGGUGCAGGAGGAGGGAGAAGGGAAUGAGGCCGAGGAGAGGGAGGGAUGGGAGGAGGAGGAGGAGGAGGAGGAGGAGGAGGAGGAGGAGGAGGAGGAGGAGGAGGAGGGGGAAGAGGUGGCGGGCGGGGAGGAGGGAGAGGAGGACGAGGUGGAGGAGGUGGUAGUGGUGGGCGUGCAGGUGGGAGGAGAGCUAGAACGAGGCAGUGGGGAGGGGUCGUAUGUCUGUCUGUCUCCUCUACAUGCCAGUGCAGUCCCCCCCGAUCCUUCUACAUCGCCUCUCCAGCAACCUCUUGCCACGAGCUGCAACCCCCUGCCUGCACCGACUGCACUGCAGCAGUCACUUCCUGCGCUACAGUCACUAGCUGUGCUUCAACCCCCUCCCGUGCUGCCUGCACUGCUGCAACCAGUAGCAGCGUGUGGGGGAGACAGUGCCAAGGGCGCGCCAGUGGCAGUGCCAGGGGCACCAUUGCAUGGGCUGGCGGCUGAUGCUCCCGAGCCUGUGGGGCUGUCAGGUCUGGACGUGAUUCUGGCGCAGAAACGAGCAUGGGGGGGAGGGCAGGGGGGCAGGGAGGGGCAGGAGGGAGAAGGGGGCUUUUUAGAGGAGCGGAGGCAGGGGGAUGGGAGGAUGGCAGUACAAGGGCGUGGGGGGGAUGAGGAGAGAGAGGGUGCAGGGGCGCAGGAAAGUGGGUGCAGGGAGCUGGUAGGUGCAGGCUCGCCUGAAGCUGCUCCUGCUGCUCCCGCUGCCCCCAUUGCCCCCGCUGCUCUUGAUGUUGCUUGCAGUGAUGAUGGUGGUGAUCGCCUGAGUGGGGGUAACGCUGGGCUUACCGGUGCCGGUGCCGGUGCCGGUGCCGGUGCCGGUGCCGGUGCCGGUGCCGGUGCUGGUGCCGGUGCUGGUGCUGGUGCUGGGAGUGGUGGUGAUGGUGGUGCUGGUGCUGGGAGUGGUGUUGGUGCACCUGCAUGUGCAGCAGUGGUACAAGAAGCAGCAUGUGAGCGGGAGGCAGAGAGGGAGGCAGAGCAGGAGGCAGAGGGGGAGGCAGAGCGGGAGGCAGAGGGGGAGCGGCGGGUGUGUGAGUCAGGGUCACAGCUACAGUCACAGUUACAGUCACCGACAGGGACAGAGUCAGAGCACAUCAUUGUGGUUGGUGGGCACACUGCAGUGGAAAUCUCAACUCACACUACUGCUGCUCUCUCCGCCACCCCUGCUCCUGCCUCCGCUCCUCUCUCCGCCACUCCUCUUUCUUCUCCUUCUAGAUCGUCCGCUCCGCCUCUCUCCGCCCCUGCUCUGGCUGCUCCGGCUGCUGCUGCUGCUGCUGCCACAGCAGUCACCAUUGCCACUGACGUCCAGCCGUUGCCUCUUGCCGCCCACCAUGUGCCUCUGCCGUUCACUGUCGCCUCUGCUGAUGCUGAUGCUGAUGCUGAUGCUGAUGCUGAGACCUCGCCUCUGCCCCAAGUCAUCAUUGCUGCUGGCCCAUCUGCUGCUGCUGCUGGUGGUACUGCUGGUGCUGCAGCAGCUGCUGCUGCUGCUGCUACUGCUGCUACUGCUGCUGCUGCUGCUGCUAGUACUGUUGGUGCCGAUGCACCUGCUGCCAGUGCUGGCAGGGGGGCUCGGGGUGAGCUGAUGGAUGGUAUGGUCACAGAGGAGAGUCAGAAAGGAGAUGUGGAUGGCAGCAACGAGGGAGCAAGGCAGGCUGCAGAGGAUGACCAAGGAAGGGAAGACGAGGAGAAGGAUAAGGAUGUGGGGGAGGCGAGCUGGAGGGAGGACCAAAGAAGUGAGAGGAGCGGGGAGGUGGAUCGGGAUGGGGAAGUGGCAAGGAAUGGGGAAGGGCAGCAGGCGGGCGAAAGAGUGGAGGGGCAAGGCGAGCGUGUGUGGAUUGGGGAGGCGGCAGCAGGUGGAAGGGAGGCGGGUGUGCAGGUGGUGACGCUUCACCCGUUUGGAGAUCGUUCUUUCUCCUCGCAGCCUGUGCUGCCUGUGCUGCAACAGCCUUGUCCAUCUGCUGCUACUACGGCGCUGCAGACGCCUGGAGUUGAUUCUUCCCUUGGAUCUCCCCAGAGAGCUGCGGCUUUACUGGCAGUACCACCUUCACCAUCACCUCCUAUAGCAACGCCAACAGCAGCACCAGCUCUAGUAGCACGAGCACCAGCAGCACCACCAGUAGCACUAGCAUCACCAUCAACACGAUCACAAGAAGCAGCGAUAGAUGUAUCUUUACCAGCUGGAAAGGCAGAAGAAGCUGAAGCAGUAGCAGAAGAAGAAGCAGCAACAGAAGCAGGCGCAGAAGCAGAAGCAGAUGCAGCAGCAGCAGCAGAGGGGCAUGUGGUAUGGUCAGGACCUGCAGCACCACGCAUUGCAGCAGAAGACCCACUCUCUGAGAGUUCUCAAAAGCUACUUCCGCCACUGCCCUCGUCCCCACUCCGUGCCUCGUCCCCACCAGUCGUUGCAGCCAUGCAGCCAUGCCCACCUUCCCCGCUAUCCGCUCCCUCUGCUGCUACCCCUGCGCCAGCUACUGCUAGUGCUGCUGCUGGAGCUGCGGCGAAGUGCAAGGAAAUAUCAACUGCAAAUCUGCUUCUUCCUUUGGCCCUCCUGCCCGUGAGGCUAAAAGCCUUCAAGCUGCCCGAUUUCAUUAGGCGGCGCAAGCACCGGGCAGCAGGUAGAGGCCGGAGCAAGAAACACCAGGUGCAAGAGAGAGAGGAACAACAGGGGAGGCUGGAAGGGAAGGGAGAGCAGCUGAAAGAGGUGAGGCGAGGGCGGGAAAGGGAUGGGCGGCAGGAGGAGCUGAGUUUGAAUGAUGGUGGGCGGAGGAAGAGAAAGAGGAGUCACAGGGAGAGCGUUGGUCCAAUGGAGGGGCCAGAGGGUAAGGAGGAGCGCCUGGUAGUGUUGGAGGCUGCUGGCAUUGGUCCUGGCCCUGGUCCUGUAAAGGAUGGCUUGGGUAAUAAGAGAGAAGAUGCAGCUCGUCGAUAUGCAAUUGCUGCUACGAAUAGCAAGGGUGGUGGUGGUGGUGCUGCUGCUGCUGCUGCAUCUGUGGCAGUGGCUGCUGCUGCUGCGACCAGUGGUGGUGUUCAUAUAUAUGUUGGUGGUGGUGGUAUUGCUUCUACUGCUGCUGCUGCUACAGGUGUGGCAUCUACAGCAGGUGCUGGCGUGUUUGCUGUUGCUGGUGAUGCUGGUGAUGCUCUUGAUGCUGAUGCUGCUGGCAGUCUCUCGGCCUUUGCAACACGGUUGCAUCUGGACACAAAGAGAGUAGCUAUAGCUGCAGCUGCUGCUGCCACUGCCGCUGCUCCUGCUCUCACUGCUCCUGCUCUCACUGCUCCUGCAGUGGCGGCUGGUCCUGUUGAGGUGCCAGUAGCCACAUCGCCAGCCCUGUCGCUGGCAACAGCAGUGGUGGCAGCAGCAGCAGCUGCUGCUGCUUCUCCUGCUGCUGCUGCUACUCGGACAGGCAGGAGGAAGAGACAGGCAGAGAGCAUCUCAGGGUCAGCGCAGGGAAGGGAUGAGAGGAGAGGGAGUGGCAGCAGCAGCAAGCAGAGGAGGAGAGAACGGGGGAAAAGCGUGGCUGGGCUGGCCUCUGUGGAGGUUGGGAUAGCGGGGGAUGGGAGGAAUGGCCUCGUGGGUAUACCAGCCAGUUCCGCUGCUGCUGCUGCUGCUGCUGCGGCUGCUGCUGCUGCCACUUGUGCUGGUGUUGGCUUGUUGCAUCCAGUUGGGCAGUGUGAGGGGGGCGGGGCAAGGGAAGGUACAGCAAUGCCGGGUGCUCGAAUGAUGCGUGUUGCUAUGCCACAGUGGGAGCAGCAGCAGCAGCAGCAGCAGCAGCAGCUUUGGGAUGUUAAGGCAAGAAACGCCACAGGGAGGUGUGCGGGCGGUGAGGGGAGCGCUGCGGCUGCUGCUGCUGUCGCUGAUGCAGCGAGGAAGCAGCAUCGUCUGAGAAAGGUCAGAGGGGUCAGAGGGGCGGGGGAUGGGAGCGCUUUUGAGCCGACUCAAAAGGUCAGAGGGGCGGGGGAUGGGAGAGGAAGAGAAGUUGACUCCGCAUGGCGCUUGGAGCAGUGGCGGCACGAAGAGAGGCAGGAGGACGGGGGCAGGGUGAGUGAGGGCAGCGAGGGGAUAGGGCGGGUUGAGGAUGAGGAGCAGGGGAGGGAGGGGAAGGAGGAGGAGCAGCAGAAGGAGGAGGAAGAGGAGGAGGAAGAGGAGACGGCAUCUGAUGUUGAGACGGUUUGCUUUGAGUCCUCUCACGUGGAUCAGUGCGUCACCAGUGGGAGAGUGGGGGCGAGUGAGAGAGUGGGGGCGAGUGAGAGAGUGGGGGCGAGUGAGAGAGUGGGGGCGAGUGAGAGAGUGGGGGCGAGCGAGAGAGUGGGGGAUGGAGAGGGGGAGAAGGGUAGGGCAAGAGAGAGGGAGCUUAGUGGUGGUGGUAAGAGGACGGAGGAAGCAGAGAAGGAUGUGAGCGAGGGUAGGUUAAGAAGGGUUGAAGCAUGGGGGGUGCAUGCAAGCAGGAGCAGUGGGGGGUGCGGUGCUGCUGCUGGCGAUGGCACUGGCCGUUCCAUGCACCUGCAGCUAGCUCAUUCUGCUGCUUCUGCUGCUGCUUCUCCUGCUGCUGCUGCUGCUGGCCCUACAGUCACUGCUGCUGCUGCUGCUGCUGCUGCUGCUGUUGGGAAUCCUUGUGCUGUGGGGCAGGUCGGUAGAUGCGAGGGGGGUCACGACGGGCCGGGAGUGCAGAAACGGAGCAGCAACUGGGAGGGGCAGCAAAAGGGGGGAAACACUGGGAAGGGAGAGGAGGGUGAGUGGAGGGCGACGGUUGCAUGGGGGGAAGAGUGCACUGGGGGGGAGAGUGGGAGAUGGUUCCCUGCAGCCUCUGCUGCUGCUGGUGUCACCUCGUCUACUGCAGCUGCAGCCCGUCCUGUGGUCAGCACUGCUGCACCUGUCGUUAGCACAGUGGUACCUGUUGAGCUUUCCCCUGCUCCUCCUCCUCCUCCUGCUGCUGCUGCUGCUGCUGCUGGUGUUUCGGUUCCCAGCCUGCCUCCGCAUGAAGGCACGGGCGGCUUUAGGCCCUUGGUCAUUCAACCUGCCAGACAAGAGGCAGAGGGAUUGCCGGCGGAAGGGGUGCGGCAGAGAGGAGGGGAGAAGGGUGCACAUAGACUGUCAAGUGGCGUCUGUGUAGUAGGUGGGUCUGAUGCGGGAGGGAGAGGAGCAGCAGCAGCAGCAGGAGCAGCAGGAGCAGGAGCAGGAGCAGCAGCAGGAGCAGGAGCAGGACCAGGACCAGGAGGAAGGCCAUCGUUGGUGCUAGGGUCAAGCACGGAGCGAGAGACAGGGGUGGGGUUUGAGCUGGCACUUGGAACAAGUGCAGCAGGUGCAGCAAGUGCAGCAUGUGCUUCAUCUGGAGCAGUGGGCGCUAUUAUGGCAUCAGCAGCAUGCAGUCACGAGGCUGUGGGAGCAGCAAGAUUGCAAGAGGCUGCUUCGUCCAUGCCUUCUGCUUCAGAAGCAACUAUAAAGAGCCACCAUCAGCACCACCAUCAGCACCACCAGCAUCACCACCAGCAUCGCCACCAGCAUCGCCACCAGCAGCACCAUCAUCACCAUCAGCAGCAGCAGCAGAAGCAGCAGCACCUGCAGCACCGGCCUCAGCAGCAGAUGGAGCAGGAGGCACGGCCGCAGCUGCUGCUGCUUCCGUAUGUGGCGGCGCCUCUUGCUGCAGCCAUGCCAGCUCAGCUUCUCGUGGACCCCCCUGCCGCACUGCUGCUGCCACCAUCACACAGGCAGAGGCAGGGGCAGGGGCAGGGGCAGGGGCAGGGGCAGGGAGGCGCUUUUGUCAUGGCUGUUCCUCAGGGCAUGCUGCAGCAGCAGCAGCAGCAGCAGCAGCAGCAGCAGCAGCAGCAGCAGCAGCAGGAACAAGAGCGGUGGACGCAGCAGCAGGCUGGGCAAUCAUCGCCGGGAGGCUUGAAUCUAUGGCUGGAGGCUCACUCCUCGCAUUUACACUCACACUCACACUCGCAUUCACAUUCACACUCCCUGCAGGGCCUUGCUCCGGACGGACAUUUGGGACAGGCGGAAGGGCCGAACCUGCUUGCUCAGCAGCAGCAGCAGCAGCAGCAGCAGCAGCGGCAGCAGGAGCAGGAGGAGAGGGAGAUAGAGGGGGAGGCAGAGGCAGAGCGAGCAGGCGAGGCAGAUGAGGCGGAUGAGGCGGAUGAGGCAGGCGUUGGGUUGCGAGAGAGGAUAAGGGUGAAGGGGAUGAGUCCAGAGACGCCCCAGCCUCGGCUGCUGGUGAACGUGCUGUCACAGCUGCAGCUGCAGAUGCACUCGGGGGGGCGGGGCAGAGAGGGGAGUGUGGGGAUGCAGCAGGAGCAGGGAGAGGGGUUGAAGCUGCCGUCGCAGGUGUCGCUGGUUCCUGUCAUGGGCAGUGGGGCACUGGGUGUGGAGCAAGGGGUUGGGGAGAAAGAGAGUGAGAGUGAGAGUGGGAGGGAUGGGCGGGAGGAGGGGGGCGUGGAGAUGGGGUGGCAGCUAAAGAGGAGCAGCAGAGUGCUGCUGUCGGCACGUGAUGCUGCUGCUGCUGCUGCUGCUGGCCCCACUGGUUCUGCUGCUCCUGUUGGCAGCAUGGGUGCUGGCAGCAUGGGUGCUGGCAGCAUGGUUGCUGGCAGCAUGGGUGCUGGCAGCAUGGUUGCUGGCAGCAUGGGUGCUGGCAGCAUGGGUGCUGGCAGCAUGGGUGCUGGCCUGCCUCCUAACAGUGCGUCAUGGGACACCCAGCAAAGCACUCCGCCUUGCCACUCACGCUCCUCCCCACUGACGCUACCAGGCGCUCUGCAUCUCCCGCCCUCAGUCCCCGCAGCAGCGUCGCUGCCCUUUACAGGUUCACCUGUGCAGGCGCAUGCAAGGCCUCGGCUUGGACUGUCCGUCUCCAUGCUUGCAUCUGGCUCCGGCGCUCUCCCCAGUGCCGUGCUGCCAUCAGCACAACCUUCAGCGGUGCCGUCCGCAGUAGUGCCAUCAGCAGUAGUGCCAUCAGCAUCAUGUGUGCCUGUCUCUGCUGCACCGUUGCCUGCCUCCCAGCCACAGCUGCUCACUCUUCCAUCUCGCCUUCUAAGCCUUCCCCCACAGCAGCAGCCGCAGCCCAUGCUGCAUCUGCAUCAGCAGCAACAGCAGCAGCAGCAGCAGCAGCAGCAGCAGCAGCAGCAGCAGCAGCAGCAGCAGCAGCAGCAAUAUCAACAGCAGCAACAGAAACAGCAACAGCAACAGCAACAGCAAUAUCAGCAGCAGCAACAGCGACAGCAACAGCAGCAGCAGCAGCAACAGCAACAGCAACAGCAACAGCAGCAACAGUUGCAACAGCAGCAACAGUUGCAACAGCAACGUCAGCAACAGCAACAGCAACAGCAGCAACAGCAGCAGCAACAGCAGCAGCAACAGCAGCAGCAGCAGCAGCAGCAGCAGCAGCAACAACAACAACAACAACAGCAGCAGCAGCAGAUGAAGUAUGUGGUGCACCGGCCCUCCCCCAAACCAGCCCCGUAUAUCGGACCACCUUUCCCUAUCCGUGCAGCAAUGGCCCCCCUCCCAUCCUUGGCCACAGCAGCAACUGCAGGAGCAGCAUCGGUAUCCGCAGAGGGUGGGGCAGCAGGAGCAGCAGGAGCAGCAGGAGCAGCAGGAGCAGCAGGAGCAGCAGGAGCAGUGCAACCUGUGCCAGCGCCACCUGUUCCUUCCUCCCCUGCUUCCUCUUUUUCCUCAGCCGCUCUUGAAGGGCCAGCACCAGACACAGCAGCAGGGGCAGCAGCAGGGCCAGGGACAGCAACAGCUGUGGGGGUCACGGGGGCAGCAGGGGCAGCAGGAGCGGCAGGCGGACCAGGCGGAGUCCCUCCCUUCUGCCUGCCACCCCCGUCGCCCUACUGCUGGCUCUCCCCUCUCGCCAUGUGGGGCAUGCCGCCGCCCUACCCCAUGCACCUGCCACCACCAUCCAUGGGCCUCAUGCCCCCCCAUGCAUACUUCUCCCGCCCUCCCGACUCCUGUGCUCCGCCCAUUCCGCCCAUUCCGCCCAUCCCGCCCAUCCCCAUGCCUGCAACUUUACCCAUGUCCUUGUCCCUACCGGUCUCUACCUCCCUGCCCAUGCCCAUGCGUGUGCCCAUGCCCCUGCCCAUGCCCACCCAUGCGUCCAUGCCUAUGCCCACCCAUGCACCCAUGCCCAUGCUUCCCCACCCUUGGAAUCCCGUCCCCGCCUCCUCUCCCAUGAUCACUGCCCUUGAGUCCACUCAAAAGCAGAAUCCCACAGGGGGCUCUGGAGUCCCCGCUGCCUCCCCCAUGAUCACGCCCACAGGGGGCUCUGCUGCUGGGUCUCCAGCUGUUAGGCGGUCCCCAAUAGCCCCUGCUGCUGCAAGCACACGCCCUGUUGUCACAUCUGCAGUGGUAGCCUCGUGUGCUACUACUGGCGGUGCUUCUCUGGCUGCGUCGCGCAGUGCACCAUCCCCUGAUGCCCAUGUGCAACCGCCUCGCCCUCUAAGACCCGUGCCCUCUGCCCUCGCUCCUGCUGCGUCUGUGUCUAUUUCUGCUUCUUCUUCUGCUGCUUUUGCUGCUGCUUCUGCUGCUGCUGCUUCCGCUGCUGCGUCUGCUACUGCUGCUGCUGCUGCUGCUGCUGCUUUCAGCUGCAUGCCGCAAGGCGCCGUGUAUGCUUCACACCCUUACAUGCACUCGCAGCAGCAGCAGUCGUUUCACUCGCAGCCGCUUCACACACAUUCCGGUUCUGCGGCGACUGCAGCGGCAACUGCAGUGGCAACUGCAGCAGCAACUGCAGCAGCAACUGGUACAAGGAAAUCCCCUGCUGCACUCACUGGUCACUCCAGGGACUCUCCUAGUGCACGGGUUAGAGGAAAGCCAAGCUCAGGUGCACCUGCAGCAGCAGCAGCAGCAGUUGCCAUCUCCAGUGGUGCUGCAGCAGCUAGCGGUGUGGCAGUAGCAACGAUAUCAACAGCAGCAGGAGCAGCAGGUGUGAGAGGAGGAUUCGGCAGCACAACCGCAGCAAGAGGCUUUGCAGCAGCGAUGGCAGCAGGGGCAUUUGAUGUGCGAGGAGCAGCACCAGCAGCAACAGCAACAGCAGCAGCAGAAGCAGUAUCAUCAGCAGCAGUAGCAGCAGCAGCAGCAGCAGACGAGGGCGCGGCAUUGUUGUGCGCGGAUGAGAGCCAACCAGGGGAAGACGAGGAGGAGGUGGAGGAGGAGGAGGUGGAGUACAGUGAGGGGGAAGCGAGAAAGGAGGGGGACCACAUGUCAACUGCUGCUGAUGAUUCUUCACGUGUCGCCGCUGUUACUGCGGCUGUGCCUGCUCCUGUACCGGCUGCUGCUUAUGGCAGAAGUAUCAGCGGUGGCAGUGGUGUCGGUGGCGCGGGUGAGUCUGCUGCUCCUGGAGUGGUUGGUUCCAGGAAUGCAGGUGGUGGGGUUGGGAUGGUGGACGAGGCAGCAGCGGAGCGGCAUGGGUGGCGGAGGAGAGUGAUCAGGAUGAAGUGGGAGGGCAUGGACCUUGUCAGGUGGACCGUGGACAAUGCUGCCGCCACUGCUGCUGCUGCUGCGGCUGCUGCUUCUGGUGCUUCUGCUGCUGCUGGUGGUGCCGGUGGUGCUGCUGGUGCUGGUGCUGGUGCUGCUUCAGCAGCCAGUGGUGCAGCAGCAGCAGCAGCAGCAGCAGCAGCUGUUCCUGUUGGUGGUGGGUCAGAGGAUCGCAAGGCACUGCAGCUGUUAGCUACAGGAAAGGGCAGGGCACGAAGCAGGAAAGCAGGGCGGAGCGUCUCUCUCUCUUUAGCUGCCGCUACUGCUGCUGCUGCCGCUCCUACCACUCCUGCCACUACUGCCACUACUGCCACGGCUGCCACUGCUGCCACUACUGCCACGGCUGCCACUGCUGCCACUACUGCCACGGCUGCCAUUGUUGGCACUGCUGCCACUGCUGCUACUACUGCCACUGCUGCCACUACUGCCACUGCUUCCGUUGCUGCCACUGCCGCUACCACAGCUGCUGGCACUGCCAGUCGCAGCACAAGCGCCGAAGGACCCACGGAUGUGGCGGCAGCGGUCAGGCUGCUGGGCACACCGCCACAGCGGGCGCGCGCCUCUCCUCUCCCGCACAACCCUUCAGUCCCGCCCAACCCUCCUCUCCCGCACAACCCUUCAUUCCCGCCCAACCCUCCUCUCCCGCACAACCCUUCAUUCCCGCCCAACCCUCCUCUCCCGCACAACCCUUCAUUCCCGCCCAACCCUCCUCUCCCGCACAACCCUUCAUUCCCUCCCAACCCUCCUCUCCCACACAGUCCUUCUCGUGCUCACACUGCCUCUGCCACUCACAACUCCUCCUCGUCGCCUCUUCACCGCAGCCUGGCUGACGCCCUGCACCACAGGACACCUGUGGCAGGAGUGGGCGGAGAAGCUUCAGGCUCAGGGGGGCAAGGCUCAGCUGCUGCUGCUGCUGCUCCUGUUGCAUCUGCUUCCCUGCGUCUCCGUCCACCAUUUUACGAUGCGAUCCCGAGACCUGUCCAUCAGUCCACACCGUCUCCUCCUGUUCCUCCCACGGUGGUGCCUGCACAUGCGUCCUCCUGUGCUGAUGACACCACUGCUGCUGCCAUAUCCCCCACGGACCACCCUCCUCCCACUCAAGCAAUCUCCUCUGCACCAACAACCACCACCACCACCGUGGCAAAGCCUAUUGCUGCCCGCCCCUCUGCCUCCUCGUCUCCAUCCUUCCCACCCCGUCCCUCCUACGCUUGGUCUGUCCCGUCGGCUCCUCAUCACCAUGCCGCUACCAUGCUGCCUACAACUCACCUACCUGCCAUGCCUCCUGCUUUACCCCUCAUUGCCCCUCACACCCCGUCUGUUCUCCCUCACACCCCAUCCGUGCUCCCUCACACUCCCCUCUCUAUGCCGCACACCCCUCUCCCUCCCACAUCUCUCUCCUCCGCAUCCUAUCCCUCUGCCUCAUCCGCAUCAUUGCUGUCCUCCCAGCAGCAAUCCGACCAUCGUACAGCCAUAGCCAGCCCGGCCUUGCACCUGCCACGGGCCGCAUUUGGUCUGGGUCCCUCCAGCAACCCCGAGCCUCCUGUUCUGGUUCGUCUCCCACCCUCAGCUAUGGAGAUGGGGGGAGGAGUUGGGAGAUCAGCAUCGGCAGGGGCAGAGGUGGAGAGGAGGCAGCAGCAGCAGCAGCAGCAGUGGCUGGCUGACAGCCGCAGAGCGGCGAGAAGCCGCAGUGACUGUGCCAGUGCCACAUGGACUGCUUUACCGUCUGCUCUCGCACAGGCACAGGCACACACGCAGGCACAGGCGCACACGCAGUCACACGCACACACGCAGGCACAGGCACACACGCAGGCACAAGAACAAGCACAGGCACAAGCACAGGCACGGGCACGUAUUGAGGCGCAAUUUGCAGAGAGGCGCGCGCAGCCAACGUGGCGGUCUCUCAUGCCCGGACCAGGGUCAGCAGUACUAGCCGAAUCAGCCGGCAUGGCAGCGUCAGUUGCCGCUCCUGUUGCUGCUGCUGUUGCAGCUGCUGCUGGCCGUAGCCCCGUUCACACACGCGCUCCUCCUUAGGCCUCCCCAAGAGGCAUGGGACGGGAUGUAUACAGUACACUGCCACCAAUCCGUCCAUCCGCUUCAGUAGUUGUAUGAUUGCAUAUUGCAUGAACUAUGGAUGGGUGGAUGAUGUAUGGUUGGAUACAGACAGGCCUUUCCAUGGCAGGGUUGGGGGAAGGGGAGGUGUCCUCCUUCACUUGUAUGGUAAUUUUUGUUUGCUUCAGCUCCCUUUCCUUUCUUCUCUCAUGUAUUCCUGCUUUAUUUGUUGUGAUGCUGAUUUUUACUUCGCUUGCUUAAUAUGUUUGAAAUAAACCCGA
Molecule: messenger RNA, 16821 nt
Organism: Closterium sp. NIES-67
Lineage: Eukaryota; Viridiplantae; Streptophyta; Zygnematophyceae; Desmidiales; Closteriaceae
Source: the annotation of a GenBank genome assembly